This is a messenger RNA of Aureobasidium subglaciale EXF-2481, 1494 nucleotides long. RefSeq lists its product as uncharacterized. The record is from RefSeq and is a predicted model, not a curated record. NCBI's taxonomy places the organism in Eukaryota, Fungi, Ascomycota, Dothideomycetes, Dothideales, Saccotheciaceae. The coding region runs from base 1 to 1494 and encodes 497 amino acids. The transcript has 3 exons.
AUGGACUUGACCUUCAUCUCUAUACAUGAUCUGACCCCCGACGCCCGUGUUCUUUACUCCUCCGAUUCAAUUGUAGACGUCCUCGGCUGGACGCCUGAUGAAGUCGUCAAUCGCUCGUGCUGGGAAUUCUUCUCUGAAGAUGAGUUGCCUUUCGCCCAAGCUUUUCACAAAAAGGGUGUGCAGAUGGACAAGGCUGCUGUCUUGUCUUACUGCAGAGUCAAGAACAAGGAAGGACAAUGGACUGGUUGUGAAUGUUGUUUCACCAUCGUCUAUGAUGUUAUGAUCGUUUGCACUUCCAUCUAUCGACGAGGUCUACCAAGUCAGAAGCGAGCAGAAGAAGCACCUAUCAUUCGACGUUUGUUCUCAUCCUCACCACGCGAUCCGCGUUACCACAUGUUAUCACACAUCUCGGGCAAGUUCAGACGACCGCUGGAGAAGCACGAACCUCGAGCCGCCCUGUUUUUAAAUCGCUUCACCCGUACAUUAACCAUCAUGUAUGCGACUGCAGGCUUAGAAGAGGUUAUCGGCAUACCCGCCGAGUACAUGCGAGGUCGAAGUUUUUACUACUGUAUCGCCGAGAACUGUCUCCAGGACGCUAUCAAGUGUCUUGAGAACGCAAAAGCUAACGACUCCAUUGCUUACCUUCGAUUCUGGUUCCGGGAUCCUCGCAUUGAUGACGACGCAACAACACCCAUGGACGAGGACAGCGACGACGACGAUAUGACAGCAGAGAGUAGUGUUGACCAGGACUUUGGCGGAGGCGUGCAUAUCGACGGCUCGCGCUCAAGAUCGGGGAGCAUGGACGUGGAUGCUCCUAAUCACACCUCGAACUCUCGGACCACAUCGGGACAUAGCAGUACCGAAUUCCAGGACACUCACUCGGCAAUUUUUGGAGAUUCCAGAGCAGAGGAAUCAUCGGCGUCUUCAAUGACAUCACCCGAUGGCAGCGUCAGACCCCCUAUUCAGCGAGAGCCUAUCGAGAUAGAAGCCGUCAUUUCGUGCACAUCAGACGGGCUAGUUGUAUGUCUACGACGAGCACGCCCUAUGCUUCCCACGCUGUCACGUUCGAGGUACGAAAAUGGUCUGUUCGCUGCCCCUUGGGCAUCGGAGCCUAUCCUUCCUCCAAUGGACGCUCGCCCGCAACCAACAUUUGCAAACAACUUUGCACCAUCCUUGGGUCCGUUCAGUGCUCAAACCGAGCAAGUCAGGGCGGGUGGACCUGCCCAGGACGAUUUCAUGAGCUCAAUCCGCGACCAAGCUGUCUUUGCAUGGGCGCUUACUGGAAUCAACGGUGCGCUUCACCAAUACGGUGUCAACAAACCUCACGGAGAGUCACUACCAGUUGGAGGGCUUGAGGUGUGGGAGUCUGACCCUUAUGCCCAGUCCGAGAUAUUUAGAAGCGACUCUGGAUCCGGACUUGACGGCAUGACGAAAAGCCACAGCCCGGCACACAUGUUUGGGGAUCCUGGUCUUGAUGGCCAUAGGAAAAGGUAG